AUGUCGAUACAUAUUCGCAGAGGAUUGAUCUAUUUGUUUCCGCAGAACUCUUCUUUUCUAUGCAAGUCUCGUGUUUUUUUCUCUACUUCUAAGGUAAAGCAACCUCCAACCACACCUACUGUUUCUGAAUGCUUGAUGCAAAAGUACAAUUUCCAUCCUAACGCAGCUUCACGGUUUGCCUCUGCUUUAACCAGUCUGAAAAACCCGACAAAAUCUAGUUUGAAAUCCUGGCCACAGUUGCUCUCCGUCAACCUUGAGAAGAUUGUCAAGCCCAAAAUCAAGAUUUUCCAAGAGUUUGGCUUCUCGGCCAAUGAUAUUGUCGAUAUCAUCUUGAAAGAACCGUCAGUUCUGCAUUCUAGCGCAAACAAGAGAUUCAUCCCCUCAUUGACUGUGUUGAGAGGUUUAUUGGGAUCCACAGCUGAAGUGGCUAAGUUUUUGAAGAUUUCUGGUUGGUAUUUGAAAAAUGAUUUAGAGAGCUCUUUGGUACCUAAUAUCAAACUCUUGCAUAGUUGUGGGAUACCCAUGAAGAAAAUCAAUUGGCUUAUGCGUUAUUUUCCUAGGUUUAUCCUGCAGAAUCCGAAAACCAUGAAAAAACUUGUUGAAAAGGCUGAUCGACUGGGGGCCGAUAGGAGUUCCAAAAUGUUUAUUCAUGCUGUUCGGAUAGUUAGUUCGUUGAGCAAUGAGACUUUGGAACUCAAGAAGAAGACAUUUCGGGAUUUGGGGUUUUCGGAAGAUGACAUAUUGAGAGUCUUUAGGACACAACCUCAGGUGUUUGCCACAUCAGAAGAGAAGAUUAAGAAUGUAAAAGAGGUGGUUCUUGCCACUGGGAAGUAUGAUCUGUCAUGUAUUGUCAACAACCCAACAGCAGUUACUCGCAGCAUCGAGAAGAGGUAUAAGCCACGUUUUCAAGUGUUAGAGAUUUUGGAAGGUAAGAAUUUGAUAACAAACUGGCCUGGUUUUCCAACCCUUUUCAAAAUGACAGACAAGAACUUCUUUGAGAAAUUUGUCCAUCCCUACUCAGAUGAAGUUGGUGAGGUUUAUAUGGCAAAAGGUGGCCUUAGUGGCAAAAGACGGGUGUAGUUGUACCAUCCUCUGAAAGAACUAUAAUUGAGUCAUUAGUAAAUCAACUCGGGAUCACUAACUCCUGCUGGCCGUGGGUUAAUUUUGUGGCUUCAGGUGGAAACUAAGUUUAUGAAGGUCAGCAGAAAUGGCCACAUUCAGAAUAUGUCGAAGUUGGAACCAGUAAGAUGCUGUCUUUAUAGAAUCUGAAAAGCAGCCGUAAAAAAUAUUUCUGUUGCAGAUGAUGCUCUUUUCAAUAUCCCCAUUGCUAACUGAACGGCCUUGUUGAUUGAUGACAAAUGGGCAGAGCAAGAUUUGUAGUAUUGAAUUUGCUAAUAUAAGUCCCAUUUACUGCUUGUUUGUUUGAGUAGGUUAAGUCAAAAGGCCAUGAACUUGAGAGGAACUGUGAUCGUUUUGCUAUACUCAAUUGAGAGCUUUAGUGAUUUUGUUGCUUUUAGCUCUUGUACAGAAAUGGUUUGUGUUUCAUCUGUCAAAUGGGUUCCAUUGUAAUGGUUGUAUCUUCACUUGUUAGGAAAAUUACCCUAUUUAUAGUUGUAGAGUGGAUGACUUUUGCCAUAGUUACUUGAUGAGGUAGCGUGAUUUGAUUGGCCUUCAUGAUUCAAUUGGAAUUUAUUUCCUGAAUCACAAGAUGUGACUGGUAUUUAUUUUCUUAUUGGCAAGACAAGAUUUUUGAGUCACUGGCGAUUAACAUGACGGUAGGAGGCUUCCUUUCCUGAUCUUGUUUUGCUAAAUGAAUUGUAAGUGGUGAUGAUUGAGUAGGACGAAGUUUUAAGUGAUUACUGUUUUCGCAUGUCCUGGUGGAUUUACCUUGUUCAAAUGCCAUGUCUACUGCAUGAUUUGUUUGGUCAUUACUACGAUCAGACUAAUUUGUUUGGUUUUCAUUGUAUGAUGGACAAUAGUUUUUCUGGGUCAUGAGUUCUGCAAGUUAAACGGUUCCCAGAAUGAAAUGGCGAGAGAAAAUCUAUUUACAAAAUGUAAUGUGUCUGUCUGUGUGUAAGAGAGAGAGAGGGAGAGAUUGCAACAGUGUUGGUUUAUUACAUCCUAAUGUUGUCACCCUGUCUGCAUGCUCAAUCUCUCAUCACUCACCCAUCAACGGUUUACUCAACGCACCAUCGAUACACAAAUGUGAGGACACUAACAAAUCUAAGUUCUCUUCAAAACAAAAACCAACAAAUCUAGGUUACGAACCUAGGCCGAAUUUUUCUCUUACAGCAAAUCUGUCCGUUCCUACAUUUGGCUUAACCAUGCCAUCAUCCCUUUUCAUCUCCGUUCCUCCACUCCCCCAUGGAGGAGCCGGAGAAAUCUCAAUCUGAUGAAAAGGAUGAAACCCAUCGCUCUCUUUCCCAUGAAACCAGCACCCUACCGGACAAAACAACAGAUGCUGCCACCUCCACCACUGCCCCAAUCACCGAAGCCCACUUUCCAGUCAAGGACAUACGUCGUUCAGAUACCGAAAGAUCAAAUCUACCAUGUCCCCCCACCGGAGAACGCCCACAUGUUAGAGGAACGCGCCCGCAAUCCGCCCAAGAAGAAGAGGUCUUCAUGUUGCUUGUGUUCUUGCCUAUCCUCACUGUGUGGAGGUAAAAAACCGGGCUAAGCGAUGUCGCUUAUGACUAACGAAAGUCGUAGCACUGGCUGAUUUUGUGAGGGGAGAUUGGCGAGAUGGAGCAGCAAAAUAUGCGACAGCAACGACGCACUAUUUUGCUUACUGAUUCGAGAUUGUUGUAACUUUCUUUCUUAUGUUCCUUCGUCUUUUUCCUGUAUUCUUACAGAUGGUGAGAUAGAAAUCAGAAAAGAUCAUACGUUA
Sesamum indicum (sesame) is the source of this 2887-nucleotide messenger RNA. RefSeq lists its product as uncharacterized. Gene Ontology annotation, molecular function: double-stranded DNA binding. NCBI's taxonomy places the organism in Eukaryota, Viridiplantae, Streptophyta, Magnoliopsida, Lamiales, Pedaliaceae. The record is from RefSeq and is a predicted model, not a curated record. Gene Ontology annotation, biological process: regulation of DNA-templated transcription.